Eruca vesicaria subsp. sativa (arugula) is the source of this 825-nucleotide messenger RNA. NCBI's taxonomy places the organism in Eukaryota, Viridiplantae, Streptophyta, Magnoliopsida, Brassicales, Brassicaceae. The record is from the annotation of a GenBank genome assembly.
AUGACGGAGGAAACACCAAGAUAUGCUGUAGUUACUGGAGCAAACAGGGGGAUUGGGUUAGAGAUCUGCAAACAAUUAGCGAACAAUGGGAUUAGAGUCGUUUUGACCUCUAGAGACGAGAAGAAAGGACUUGAAGCUGUUCAGACACUGAGGCAAGAGAUUGGUGUUUCUGAUCAAACUCUUGUCUUUCAUCAGCUUGAUGUCACUGAUCAUGCUAGUGUCACAUCUCUUGCCGAGUUUGUUAAAACCCAAUUUGGAAAACUCGAUAUCCUGGUAGGUUUCAACUGGGAAGAGACUAUCACAGAGAACUAUGAGCUAGCUAAAGAAUGCAUGAAUAUUAAUUACUAUGGACCAAAGAGAAUGUGCGAGGCGUUUAUUCCACUUUUGAAGUUAUCUGAUUCUCCUAGAAUCGUCAAUGUAUCAUCCUUCAUGGGUCAACUAAAGGGUAUAUUUAAUGAAUGGGCAAAAGGAGUUCUGAGUGACGCAGAGAAUCUAACGGAGGAAAGAAUCGACGAAGUAAUUAACAAACUUCUUGAUGAGUUCAAAGAAGGAAAGAUUAAGACAAAAGACUGGGCUAGUGUUAUGUCCGCAUACGUGGUUUCCAAGGCAGGGUUGAACGGUUACACGAGGAUCAUAGCCAAGAAACAUCCAGAGAUUCGCGUGAACGCUGUUUGUCCUGGCUUUGUUAAGACGGAUAUGAAUUAUAAGACUGGAGUUUUGUCUGUGGAAGAGGGAGCAUCAAGUCCUGUGAGAUUGGCUUUGCUUCCGCAUCAAGAAACUACUUCUGGUUGUUUCUUUAACCGCAAGGAACUCUCAGAGUUCUAA